AGGAAAUCAACCCCGCGCGCUUGUCGAUCGAGAACCCUAAGAGCCUUCGGCACCCCUAAUCGUGAGGAUAUCCGAGCGAUGACCUCCCCGCUCGCGUUCCUCUACGUCCGGCGCCGGCGGUCGCCCCUCGCCGGAGCGUUCUUCGCCCCCGGGGACCUGUCCGGCGCCGCCCUCCUCCACGCCCUCGCCGCCCUCCUCCACGUGCUCUCCGCCGAUGUCGCCUGCUGGCCUGCCCGGUCCCAGCGCCGUAACUGCCGGUCCCUCGCCCGCGUGCUCGGGAUCCUCGCCAUCCUCUUCGAUUCCCUUAAGGAAUCCUUCGCCCCCUCGCCCUCCUCCCCCCUCCCGCCGCGGUUCCCCCCCUCGGCCGUGCUGUGCCUCCGGGAGCUCUACAUCUUUGUCUACAGAGCCAAGCUCCUCCUGGAGUACUGCUCCCAGUCGAGCCGGCUCUGGCUUCUGAUACGGAGCCCCCAGAUCUCGGGCUACUUCCACGACCUCUCCCAGGAGCUGGCCACGCUGCUCGAAGUCCUCCCCGUUGACGACCUCCGCCUCGCCGCCGACGUCCGCGAGCAGAUCGAGCUCCUCCGGCGGCAGUGCCGGCGAUCCAAGCUCUGCCUCGACCCCAACGAGGAGGAUCUCCGACAAAAGAUCCAAUCUUUCUUGGGUCAGUUCGAGACCAGGAAGGCACCGGAUCCUGUGGAGCUUCGGAACACUUUCUUCGACCGGCUGGGAAUCCGUGACGCCAGGGCUUGCCGGAAGGAGAUCGAAUUCCUGGAAGAACAUAUCUUUAAUCAGGAAGAAGACGUCGAUACGUCCGUCAUCAGCGGGGUAAUUGCGCUCACGCGGUAUUGCAGAUUCUUGCUGUUUGGAUUCCAAGAAAUGGAGGUCGAGAGGCCCUUCAGCGACCAGGGUAAGAUAUCGAGGAAGCGAUUGGUGAGUCAGGGGAGCAGUGUGAGCCAGGGGAGCGGCGAUUUCUCGCUGACGAUCCCCAAGGACUUCUGCUGCCCGAUCUCGCUCGAUCUGAUGAAAGACCCGGUGGUCGUCUCUACUGGCCAGACGUACGAUCGUGCUUCCAUCACUCAGUGGAUCGAAGAAGGGCAUCGCACUUGCCCUAACUCAGGCCAAACUCUUUCGAACAAUCGCCUUAUCCCGAACAGAGCUCUUAGAAGCUUGAUCUCCCAGUGGUGUGCCGCUUACGGAAUCCCACACGAAACCCCCGAUGGCGCUGAUGCUUCAGCUGAGAGCAUCGUGGCAGCAUGCACUAGCAAGGCGGCAACUGAAGCAAACAGAGCCACCGCAAGAAUCUUAGUGCAGCAGCUGUCGGUCGGUUCGCAGGAAUUGAAGGCCGUCGCUGCCCGCGAGCUCCGGCUGCUGGCGAAGACCGGGAGGGAGAACAGGUCUUUCAUUGCGGAGGCAGGGGCCAUCCCCCUUCUCUGCCGCCUCUUCCGGUCGACGAACCUGAUGGCCCAACAGAACGCGGUGACCGCGAUGCUAAACAUAUCCAUUCACGACGACAACAAGAGCCGGAUCGUGGAGGAGGAAGGAUGCCUGAGAUUGAUCGUUCACGUUCUGAGGCAUGGGUUGACCGGCGAGGCAAGGGAGAACGCGGCGGCCACAUUGUUCAGCCUGUCUGCCGUGCACGACUUCAAGAAAACGAUCGUGGACGAGGAGGGUGCUGUGGUCGGACUGGUCAAUUUGCUGAUGCAGGGAAGCCAAAGAGGGAAGAAGGAUGCAGUGAUGGCGCUGUUCAAUCUUUCGACUCACUUGGACACCUGGUCUCGGAUGCUGGAAUUGGGGGCGGUGUCGGCGCUGCUCGAAGCACUGAAAGACGAGAGCGUCGCCGAAGAGGCCUUAGGAGCUUUGGCAUUGCUCAUGAGGCAGCCCGUGGUGGCACAGGCAGUCGGGAGUGAGGACGCUGCGAUCGCCAGCCUGUUGGAGAUGAUGAGGAGGGGAACCCCAAAGAGGAAGGAGAACGCGGUGGCAGCGCUGCAUGAGAUGUGCCAGCGUGGUGGUCUGCCUGUGACGCAGAAGGUGGCCAAGACGCCGAUGUUGGGCGGGUUGAUCCAGACCAUCCUGUUCACGGGGACGAAAAGGGCCAGAAGAAAGGCGGCGUUGCUUGCUAGGAUGUGCCAGAGGUGUGACUCGCCGGCGGCCAUGGUAUAUGGGAAUGAAUGGAGUCCGAGCCGCGCGUUGGCGAGAAGCAGCUCCUCGAGAGGUACGAGCUUCCGAAGCGGGGAUGUGUCGGUUUCCAUGUCCAGGGCUGUUCGAGUACCUGUGCUAUAGCUUGGAUGCUAGUAAUGCGGUUUCCAUGUACAUCGUUCCUGUAAGUUCAUUGGAAGAAUUGUUGAAAGAAGAUGAAUCGAAAUACUGUUCUACACAACACAUGAUCUAUAAAUUAUGGUGAAAUGAUUUGAAACAGAGCUCACAAGCCCGCUGGUGGAUUACUGUGCUGUUCACUGGUGUGAUAGCAGGAAAGGAGGAGCGGACAUCGGUUGCUGUUCGUUUCCGAACUACUUUUUACCAAAACACCCCCCAACACCCCCACAAAAAAACCCCACACACGUGACAAUCACGUGCGGUUUUUAUUGGAUGCUAUAAAUCGAGCAUAGGCUGUCUCCCUUGCGGAUAGGGACGAUUACUUUUGCUGGGGGGAGAUGAUGACGCAGGCGCUCCUCUUCCCAAACGGCAGCCUCCGCUCGCCUGCCGCUUUCUUUCCGCCGCCUCUGAAGCUUGGGCAUCCCAGAUCGAUCUACGGGGCAGCUUAUUGAACUUGGCAGAGAUUACAGAUGCCGUUCUACACAAUGCAUCUCAAAGUGGCACAUCUCGAUUUCCCAUAUUGAGUAUUAGAUCUGAAGGAAAUAGAGGAGGACGUCCUCGGAAAGACACAUCUCCUAAUAAGACUAGGAAAGAGGCUGAUAGGUUGAAGGACCCACCAACAUCAAAUGUUGAGUCAUCAAAUGCUGCUAGUCAGGAUGAGAUAAUCGCUUUGUUCAAAAGGAUACAGACUUCAAUCUCGAAAGGUAGACCAGCUACUCCGAGAAGGAGAAACCUCAAAAGUCAAAAGGAGAAGAAAACUGGUGAACCAAUUCCAAAGGAUUUCAAACAGGAACAAGUAAGAGAAGUUGCAAGACCACUCUCAAAAUUUGUGAAGAAGUCACCUAUCCCAUCACCUUCAUUGGUACAAGAUGAUAAGGAGGUAGCUGAGGAACAACUGCAAUCAGUAAUGAGUAACAAAGUGGCCGACAAACAACAGCAGCAGGCACUAACUACAGAUAGAGAAUCCAAUGUGCAGAAUCUAGAUGAAUUGAAGCUCCCCGAGUUGAAAGAACUUGCAAAAAGGAGGGGAAUAAAAGGUUACUCAAAGCUGAAGAAAGGAGAAGUGUUACAACUUUUGAAGGGGCUGUCAGAAUCCACAUGAUGAGUUGGAAGCUUCACAAGGACAAGGAGAUUUGAUGCUAAAGAAUCCAAAGAUCUUUCAACUGACAUAGCUGUUGAUUCUUUCAGUUUCUUUACGAGGAAUUAGUCUUUUGGUUCAUGUGGCUUCAUUAGUUUCUUGUUUGACUUGGUUAAAUUUAGGUGUCUUUCUUCUCAGUUUCAGUGAUUCUUUCUUUGAUGUCUUAUGUUUUGUUUGAAUCAAACAAAGAUCUCUCUUUGAACUGGAUUGGUUAAUGGUUCUUUGUUAAUGAGCCACCUUCUGUGACAAGCCCUGUCAAGGAUCGUUAACGACUGUUAAAUACUAUACUUGAUAUUUUGAUGCGUCUC
Molecule: messenger RNA, 3759 nt
Organism: Musa acuminata AAA Group (dessert banana)
Lineage: Eukaryota; Viridiplantae; Streptophyta; Magnoliopsida; Zingiberales; Musaceae
Product: U-box domain-containing protein 17-like
Exons: 3
Coding region: 79-2280 (733 amino acids)
Biological process (GO): protein ubiquitination
Molecular function (GO): protein binding; ubiquitin-protein transferase activity
Source: RefSeq, a predicted model, not a curated record